Molecule: messenger RNA, 2375 nt
Organism: Dalotia coriaria
Lineage: Eukaryota; Metazoa; Arthropoda; Insecta; Coleoptera; Staphylinidae
Exons: 5
Coding region: 468-1691 (407 amino acids)
Biological process (GO): transforming growth factor beta receptor signaling pathway
Molecular function (GO): frizzled binding
Source: RefSeq, a predicted model, not a curated record
CGCCCGACAAGUCAGUUCGCAGUGAGCGUGCGUUUCGCGCGGUCACGUCCAACGAUCCACUCAAUUUUACAAACUCGAAAAAACGUGUUGUGACAUGUCACAAACCACAAACUUGUAAUAUUUACGCUGAAAAUAAUGUGAUAGAUUAUAGAGUGACUUAAGUUAAGUCAAGCGCCAGUCAACUGCAGUGUGCGUGCGUUUUGCGAUGAAAAACUUGUUUGGAUUCGGCGUGAUUUCGACUCGCCGGCGCCGAAAGUGAGCGCGCAUCGUUUACGUUUCGGCAGAUAAUUAUAUAUCGCCGCUGUAAACAAACACAGGCCGAGUGUGCGUAAACUGUUACACGAAGCGUUCGUGCGCAUCGAUCGUGUAAUUACACAACGCGAUUAUAAACAAAAACGUGUUUCUCCUGUCUCUGUGUGUGGAUUAUCAAUACUUUAUAUAUAUAGUUAUUUAUUGAAUUGGACAAGAUGGAAUUAUUGAAUGUCGCAAUAUUGUGCAUGAUGGCCGGGGUUGGCGCCGUCGGCGCCAUGGAAAGCGAGGCGGCAAUGCGCGAGCAUGUGCUCGACACCGCCAACGAGCGCAAUCGCUACGAAUCCAUAACGAUCAAUAAGCCGGUGAUGCGCUUCGAUUAUAAUCGCGCCCGCCAGCCGUCACCUGUCGCGCUCUCUCAGCAAGGGGAUAUUCAAACAGAUGACGCCCAGGAUGAUGGACACGUGCGACAAUUCGACGACGACAUCACUGGUCCGCCAUCUGCUUCGGUGAGAUGUUUCUGUAAUCUGCCGUCUUGUAUUUCGACGGGGUACAUGUGCAAAUCGCAUUUUGGGGGUUGCUUCUCGGAUUUAUUCCAACAACAUCCUCCUGCAUCUGCGGCGAAGACUGUGUAUCGAGGGAGACAUGGAUGUAUUGAAUUAUUAACAGACAAGGCGCAACGAGAGCGUUGUCAGCGGCUUCCCAACGGAAACCGAUAUCCUGCCUCGGCACGAAGCGCCAGCACCGCCGGGGGCUUCAAGAGCGAUGAGUAUGACCAUCCUCGGUCGCUGGUUCAUUGCUGCCAUGAGGAUAUGUGCAAUCAUGCGGAUAAUCCACAGACCAAGGAUCUCAUUAACGACACCACUUUAAGUGAUGUUGAUGAAACUCGUGUGAUUGGUAGUCCUGGGUAUAGUGAUUCGGAUGUGUGGUUCAAAGCUGCUACCAUUGCAGUGCCAAUUUGUGGAGCUGUUAUACUUUUUGUUCUGAUUGCAUUGGCAAUGCAUCUCCUCAAGAGUGAAUCCUUAAAUAACACUAAUUAUAAACUUGGUUGUACAUAUCUCCAUCGCAAACAUGGUCACAACUGUAGGAAACACCAUGAUCAACCAUAUUGUCAACCUGUGGCUGCAGAGCCAUUUUUACGAAAAGGUUUGGUUGUCCAUGAACAUCCUGACAUGGCGUUUGUACCACCACCACCUGGACCCAUCAGGAUAACGAAGAAUAUCAACGAGCGUUUCAACGCCACGAAUGAUAAACAGUACAAUUACAAUUUAUUACCUGUACGUAACAAUAACGACGUGCGGGUACAUGAAAUGUCCCCAAGUGUUAUGAUAAUAAGGUGUCCACGGCGUUUGGUUCCUUACCGCCGCCAUCACAGUCGUUGUCGUACGUUGUCUGUGAUGAGAAUCAUCCGGAGGAACGUGAAUGGAAACCUAACAAUUUGACAUCAUCAGCAGCCCACGAGGAUGCAUGUGAUAUAUCCUUACCCAAAAACGCUAACAUUACUCAUGAAGAGACCCACCCCAAACCAUAAUCGCCAAUCUUCAUUUCUGUCUUGCGUUUCGCUUACUAUAGUUUUAUUAUUUUGAACUGGCACUGAUUAGAACGCAUAACGUAAAGAAAAUCAUCUCGAACGGCUGUGAUACUGCGAAAUUUCAUUAUAUGCAUGCGCGCAUUCAAUCUGGGAAGGGUAGAACGAUGGAUUUUUAAAAUUUAAGAACAAGGAUGGUUUGUUUCCAUGGCGGAUUCUUUGUAGACAUGUGUGGGAAUAAUUCGUGAUGAUUUGUAAAUUCAAUUUCAUAGUUUUCUGUAUGGUUUGUAUGUUAAAUUGUAGUAUAUUAUAUCAACUGGACUGCUCAACACAUUUUGGAUGUUUCGAAACUGAUUUCGAGCCAAUCUGUAUGUAAUCUUUAAUUAUUUAUCAAAGAAUUGUCUUUGUUUUUUUGUAAAUAUGAUGUAAGUGUACAUUUUAUGGCAAUUAUUUUAUAUUUGUUUAUAUAUACUGCUGAUUCAUGUAACUGUAACAGUUUUGUAAUUUUCCAAUCAGCAGAAUUGAACAAGCGAUUGAGAAAUUGUGUAUAUUUAUUUAAUAUUAUUAUAUUCAUAAUAUAAACUAUUAUUGUGAGUGA